Rhea pennata is the source of this 1786-nucleotide messenger RNA. RefSeq names its product ribosomal oxygenase 1 (gene RIOX1). The transcript is spliced from 2 exons. The record is from RefSeq and is a predicted model, not a curated record. NCBI's taxonomy places the organism in Eukaryota, Metazoa, Chordata, Aves, Rheiformes, Rheidae. Bases 1 to 1746 code for a protein of 581 amino acids.
AUGGCGGCGGGCGGCGCGGCGCCGCGGCGGCGGCUGUCGGCGCUCUCCGUGUACCGGCGGGCGGCGGGGGCCGGGCGGCUGGAGCGGCGCCGCCGCGGGCUGCCGCUGCCCGCUCGCCGCGAGCGGCCCGAGGCGCGGCCGAGGCGCGGCGCGGAGCGGCCGGCGCCGCCCCGGCGCGGCGGCCCCGCGGCGGCGCCGAGCCCCGACGGGAAGCGGCGCGGCGGCCCCGCGGCGGCGCCGAGCCCCGACGGGAAGCGGCGCGGCGGCCCCGCGGCGGCGCCGAGCCCCGACGGGAAGCGGCGCGGCGGCCCCGCGGCGGCGCCGAGCCCCGACGGGAAGCGGCGCGGCGGCCCCGUGGCGGAGGGCGGCGGCGUGGCGGGGCUGCUGCGGCGGCUGGGGCGACUGGAGGACAGCCGGGAGCGGGCGGCGGAGCUGUUCCGCUGGCUGCUGGCGCCGGUGUCGCCGCAGGAGUUCGCGGCGCAGCGCUGGGAGCAGGCGCCGCUCCUGGUGCGGCGCGGCGAGCCCGGCUACUACACGGGGCUGUUCUCCACGGGCGAGCUGGACGCCAUCCUGCGGAGCGGCCAGGUGUGCUUCGGCACCCACCUGGACGUGACCAGCUAUGCCGAGGGGGUGCGGGAGACCCACAACCCCGUGGGCCAGGCCCUGCCCGCCGUCGUGUGGGACUUCUACCAGAACGGGUGCUCCCUGCGGCUCCUCUGCCCCCAGGCCUUCUCCGCCACCGUCUGGCAAUUCCUCUCCAUCCUGCAGGAACACUUCGGGAGCAUGGCAGGUGCCAACACCUACCUCACACCGCCAGGCACCCAAGGCUUCGCCCCCCACUACGAUGACAUCGAGGCCUUCGUGCUGCAGCUGGAGGGGAAGAAGCACUGGCGCGUUUACAGCCCCCGGACGGAGGCCGAGGUGCUGCCGCAGUUCUCCAGCGCAAACCUCACGCAGGCCGAGCUUGGCGAGCCCGUGCUGGAGGCGAUUCUGGAGGCCGGGGACCUGCUGUACUUCCCCCGAGGGUUUAUCCACCAGGGUGACUGUCUCCCUGAUGCGCAUUCGCUCCACAUCACGGUGUCAUCCUACCAGAGGAACUCCUGGGGGGACCUCCUGGAGAAGCUCCUCCCAGCUGCUCUGCAGAUGGCCCUGGAGGAGGACGUGGAGUACCGGCAAGGGCUUCCCAUGGACUACCUGGGGUACAUGGGGGUCGCCCACUCAGACAUGGUCGAUGCUCGCCGAACAGCUUUUGUGGAGAAGGUGCAGAAUCUGAUAAAGAAACUCAUCAAGUACACGCCUAUCGAUGCUGCUGUGGAUCAGAGAGCCAAGUCAUUUCUUCACGACUGUCUCCCCCCAGUUCUCACACAAAGUGAAAAGGCACUGAGUGUGUAUGGAUUUCCAGCCCGGUGGCAAGAUGGAGGCACUCGCGAUGUCGAUAUAGUAAUAACGAAAGACACAGAAGUACGCCUCCUCCGUCACGGCAUCAUUAGACUGUGCAAUGAGGAAGCUGGUGUGAUGCUGUAUUACACGACAGAAAACUCACGAGUGUAUCAUAAAGAAGAGCCCAAGUCCCUUGAGAUAGAUCCUGAGUAUACAGACAGUAUCGAAUUUCUCCUGUCUUCUUAUCCAAACCAUGUCACUGUGGAUACGCUUCCAUGUGCAACCUUGGAAGACAAGAUUUCUCUAGCUACACUCCUGUUUGAGAAGGGUAUUCUGACUACUAAGAAGCCUCUGGUGCAAGUGUAACUCUAUUUUUGAACAAAAUAAACAUGCAGUUGUUUAUAAA